Messenger RNA from Drosophila nasuta, 12343 nucleotides. RefSeq names its product CREB binding protein nejire (gene nej). The record is from RefSeq and is a predicted model, not a curated record. Gene Ontology annotation, cellular component: histone acetyltransferase complex; transcription regulator complex. NCBI's taxonomy places the organism in Eukaryota, Metazoa, Arthropoda, Insecta, Diptera, Drosophilidae. Gene Ontology annotation, molecular function: chromatin DNA binding; protein binding; histone acetyltransferase activity. Gene Ontology annotation, biological process: positive regulation of transcription by RNA polymerase II.
UGGCACUAAUACACAACACAGAGUCGCGGUCGUUUCAGCUUCAGUCUUUCUUUCUAGUUCUGUUGCUACUCGUUCGCGAAAUCAGUUGACUUUCUGCUGCAACACAAGCGGACUGAAAAUUUUUGUUUUAGUGUUGCAAAAAAUUUUUUAUAAAUUAUCUAAAAUAACAAAAAAAUGUGAAAAAUAUAUGUUAUGUGCGAUGUUCAAUACAAAGCGAAUGUAAACAAGACGACAGAAGCAGCAACAACAACAGCAACCGAGCAGCAACAUCAACAAAAAUAAAAGACAUUUUCAACAUGUGAAUGCGCUUUACAAGAAUAACAGCAAGAAGAAGAGGAAGAAGAAGAGCAACAACAAGAACUAACUGUAAACCAAAACGAAUAUGAACAGAAAUUGAAAGUGGACAAAAAUGCAAAAUAAUUCAAAAAUGUUGCGGCAAUAACAAAUCAACAACAACAAGAACUGCGACGACAGCAGCAAAUGCAACAAUUUCAAAUUUGCGCGCAUUUGUUGCUAGGGAAACAAGAGCUACAAAAUCAGCGGCAGUGUCUUCUUCUUCUUUUCGGAUGUCCAUUCAAUUGCACUGAGAACAGAGCAACAACAACAACAGGAACAACAAGAAAUUUACAAAAAUUCCUAGCCAAGGCCGAUUUAACAAAAUUCGGCCAAUUUGGUGGAUUUUGUAGAUUUUAAACACAAAAUGCACUCGUCCGCAUGCUGCUGUAAGACAAACAACAACAAUCACUACAACAACAAAAACAACAACAAGAACAGCAGCAGCAGCAACAACAUUAACGAACAGCAGGAAGAAGAAGAGCAGCAGCAGCAGCAGAAAUAUCCAAGGCGGGAACUGGAAGUGGAACUGUUGGAAAGUGCAUGGGACGCCAGCAGAAGUGGAAGCAGCCACAGCAACAGGAACAGCAACAACAACAACGAUCUCAACGGCGAACCAACGGAGGAGGAGGAAUCAGCGAGGACGUGCUCAGCUGGAGCGCUCGCGGACGUCGCGGUGACGAUAACGCUGACGACGCUGACGUCGUCGACUUCGUCGCAGCGGCAGACGGCAGCAGCAGCAGCAAAAGCAACAAAAGCAAAAGGAGUAACAAUAACAAAGGAGUUACGUUUGUCAACAACUCCCGCAACAACAAAAACAACAUUAGUAGAACAAUUUAACAAGCCAGUGUGGAUCAAGAACAUUUGAAGCUGCAGCACUUAAGGAUAACGUAUAUAUAGAGCGAUUUUAUAUAUAUAUGCAUAUGAGUAUGUAUAUGUAUAUAUAAGUGUAUGUAUUAUAUAUAUAUGUAUAUGUACAACAUAUGUGUGUGUAUAUAUAUGUAUAUGUAUGUAUAUAUAUAUAUCCCCAUAUAUAUGUAUGUAUGUAUGCAUGGACAUAUGUACAAAGGAGCUACGAUAUCCGUGCGAAAACUGUCAAUCAAGAAACAUAUUUAUUGUUCAUACUCCUCGUCAAACUCAACUCACAACUCAAGAAUUUGUCGUCGUCGAUCCGAGUUUUGUUUUCUGUCACAUUUUUUUUACGGUCUUGCAAAAAACAAAUCAACAAACAAAAAGAAAACAAGCAAUCGCUAUCAUCGCAGGCAACAACAACAGCAACCACUCCAACAACAACAAGAACAGAAAAACUUUAUAUAUAUUCUCUAAGACGCGUUUUGCUGCCAAGGCAAGCAACAAAAUCUAUAUAUGAUGGCCGAUCACUUGGACGAACCACCUCAGAAGCGGGUCAAAAUGGAUACAACGGAUCUAUUCUUUUUGGAAGAAAAUCUACCCGAUGAGCUGGUUUCCUCCAACAGCGGCUGGCCAGAUCAGCUAAACACCGGCGGUGGCGGAGUUGGCGGCGUUGUCACAACGACAGCAGCCAACGCCGGCGGCGCUGGCGGACCAAAUAAAACACCUGCCCAGGGACCCGGCCCGGGACCGGGUGGCCCAGGAGGUGGUGGCGUUGUGGUGCCACCGCAAAUGAAUGGUGCCGGCAGCGGCAAUGGCGGUGGUGAUGACGGCAGUGGCGGCAACGGCGGUGGCGGUGGCCCAGCUGGCAAUCAACUGCGUCAAAUGCAACACCAUCAGCACUUGCAGCAUCUGCUGCAGCAGCAGCAACAACAGCAACAACAGCAGCAGGGCAACAAGGGAGCCGGCGGCGGUGGCGGUGGCAUGGUUGUGCCCAGCAUGAAUCAAUUGGGCAGCAAAUCGCCCAAUCUGCAAUCGCCGAACACGGCCGGCAUUCAGGUGCCAACACAAAUGGGCAUGGUCAACUCGAUGCCAAUGUCCAUCUCGAAUAAUGGUAACAAUGGCAUGAAUGCCAUACCGGGCAUGAACACCAUCUCACAAGGUAAUCUUGGCAACAUGGUGCUCACGAACAGCGGCGGCAUGGGCGGCUUGAGUGGUGCCGGUGGCAUGGUCAACACAUUGAAGCAACCAAACGCGGCAUCCAUGAUGAACGCCGUGCCCGGUGCGGUGGGUGUGGGUGUCGGUGUCGGUUCCGUCACCGGUUCAGUGCCUAAUCAACAGGGAAUGCAUAUGCAGAACGGUCCGAUGAUGGGUCGCAUGGUCGGACAACAGCAUAUGCUGCGUGGUCCCCAUUUAAUGGGCGCCGGUGCCGGUGGCAACGGUCCAGGCGGCAACGGACCCGGCGGUGUUGUUGGCGCCAGCGGUGGUCCCCGCAUGCAAAGUCCAAAUAUGCAGCUAGGCCAACUAAAUAACAUGCCUUUCGGAGUUGGCAACUACGGAGCGCCCGGCGGCAACAAUGCACAACAGCAGCAACAGCUGUUGACCCAGCAGAUGGCCCAACGUGGCGGAGGCGGCGCCGUUGUGGCGCCCAACAUGAGUGCGAGCAUGCCACCGCAGGGCAAUCGACCCAUUGGCACCGUGGUGCCCAUGUCCAGCAUGGGUGCCGAUGGAACGCCAACUGGAGCACCUGGUGGCCUGCAACAGCAACAGUUGGCGGCAGCGAAUGCACAAAUGAAUCCCCAACAGCAACAGCCCGGUGGAUUAGGACCACGUGCACCGCAGCCUCAGCUCUUGGGUCAUCCCCAGCAACAGCAACAGCAACAACAACAGCAGCAACAACAACAGCAGCAGCAACAAGGCCAGCAACAGCCGGGCACAUCUCAGCAACAGGGCGUUCCACCGGGAGGAGUACCAAACGCAUUGGGCGGUGGAGGCGGCGGGGGUGCUGCCUCGGCGCCAAGCAUGUCCGAUGAGCGCAAGAAGCAGAUACAGCAGCAGCUGAUGUUGCUGCUGCACGCCCACAAGUGCAACCGACGCGAGAACCUCAAUCCGAAUCGCGAGGUCUGCAGCGUCAACUAUUGCAAGGCAAUGAAAGCUGUCCUCGCUCACAUGGCCACAUGCAAACAGAGCAAGGACUGCAGCAUGCAACACUGCACCUCAUCGCGUCAAAUACUGUUGCAUUAUAAAUCGUGCACACGCACCGAUUGCAUCAUCUGUCUACCGUUCCGCCAGAAUCAUUCGCUGUUCCAGAAUGCGAGUGGUGGCACCCCAACCGGAGCGGCUGGCUCGACGCCGCUCCAGCAGCAGCAGCAGCAACAGCAGCAGCAGCAGCAACAACAAGGACAACAGCAGCAACAGGUGCAGCAAAAUCCGUCCGGUGUUGGCGGCGUUGGUGUCGUCGAUGGCAAACCUGUGCCACAGAACGCUGGCGGUGCACAGAACACAGCAAUUGUGUUGCCACAGCAACAGCAACAACAACAGCAGCAACAGUCCGCUGCUGGUGGUGCAGGAAAUGUGGCCAAGAGCAAUGCGGAUAUGGCACAGCAAUUGGGUCAACAGCAGCAGCAGCAACAUCAGCAGCAGCAGCAACAACAGCUGCAGCAACAGGAACUGCGUCGCUUUGAGGGCGUUGGUCCCACGGUGCCGGCUGGAAUGCUUGGAGUGCCAGCUGGCAUCCGAAUGCCAGGCGGCGGACCAGCGGUGCGUGUGUUUGGCGGCGGCGGACCCGGCGGACCAAUGCCAGCCGGACAGCAGAAUGUGUUGCCGGUGGCGAACGAAGUGAACAGUCUGCAACAGCAACAGCAGCAGCAACAGGCCACUCAACAGGCUGGACAACAGAUGAUGCUGCAGGGAUGCAACACAGUUGCGCCCGGUGGACGCAGACGCGCCAUUCCCAACAUGGUUGAACAGCAAGCGAAUGCGCAACAGCAACAACAACAGCAGCAACAGCAACAACAAUUGGGUAACAUUCCAGCGCCACUGUCGGUCAAUGUUGGUGGCUUCAAUUCCAAUGCCAAUUUCGUUGGCGGCGGCAACAAUGACAAACAACAACAGCAGCAACAGCAACAACAACAACUGGUUGGUCAAGCCGAUCAGCUGGCUAAGAUUAAGUUGCUGCAGGCGCAAGCGCAAGCAGCCGCAGCCCAUGGCAAUGCCGUCUCAGGUGGUGGAGCACCACCCGGUGGCGGCGGCGGCGGUGGUGGAGCGGGUGGCAACAAUGCCGGCGGCCCAGCUGGCAGUGUGCUGAUGCCGGCCGAUACAACGGGUGCCACGUCCGUCUCGAGUGUGACGGGCGGCGGCGGCAGCGCUGGAAGCGGAGGCGGUGGCGGAGGAGGGAGCACAGCUGGUGGAGCGGGAGCGGGUGGUCCGGCUGGGGACAAUGAGAAAGACUGGCGAGAAUCGGUGACGGCAGAUCUGCGCAAUCAUUUGGUCCACAAACUGGUGCAGGCCAUCUUCCCCACCUCGGAUCCGACAACGAUGCAGGACAAGCGGAUGCACAAUCUCGUCUCGUACGCCGAGAAGGUCGAGAAGGAUAUGUACGAGAUGGCCAAGUCACGAUCCGAGUACUAUCACCUGUUGGCCGAGAAGAUCUAUAAAAUCCAAAAGGAGCUCGAGGAGAAACGUCUCAAGCGCAAGGAGCAGCAUCAACAGCAGAUGUUGCAGAUGCAACAGGGCGGCGGUGGAGGGGGAGGCAGUGGACCCAACGGACCCAGUGGCAAUGUGAAUGUUGUCAAUGCCACCUCACUGCCCAACAAUCCACUCCAGCAGCAGCAGGCACUUCAAGGCAGCGGCGUUCGUCCCAUUAUCAGCCCGAUUGGACCAACUGGCAUGCUACAGCAACAGCAGCAGCAGCAACAACAACAACAGCAGCAACAGUUGCGUCCACAGGCACCGGGCAUGGGCAACUGUUCGAAUCAGCAAUCCAAUAUGGUUGCUGUGACCGCAAGCAUGCGCAGCCAUUCGCCCGGCGGCAACAUGCUGGCGAUACAGCAGCAACAGCAGCAACGCAUGCAGUUCCCGCAACAGCAGCAACAGCAGCCACAGCCUGGCCAACAGAGCGGCAUGCUCGUUGGCCCGCCCGGACCCAGUCCCGGUGGCAACAUGGUUGCUAAUCCGGUGUUGUCGCCAUUCAAUGCGCAGCAGAACAUGCAAACGGCGGCCGGCGGUGUGCUGACAAGUCCGGUGCCCAGUCAGCAGCAACAGUUCAUCAAUGCGAACGGGGGCAGCGGAGCGCAGAGUCAGCAGCAACUGAGCGAGAUAAUGAAGCAACGAUUGCUGCAUCAACAGCAACAGAAUGCGGCAGCAGCAAUGUUGAUGCCUCAGUCGCCCUUCAACAGCAAUGCAUCGUCAGUUCCCAAUCAACAGCAACAGCAGCAGCAGCAGCAACAACAAACGAAUGCGUUUAGCUCACCAAUGCAACAGAAGACACAGCAACAAUCGGCCGUGAAUGUGCUCAACAAUAUGCCGCCGACACCAACCAGUUUGGAUGCAUUGAAUGCUGGCGGCGGUGCAGCUGGAGGAGGAGGUGCUGUCAGCGGUGGCGGAGGCGUUGUUGCAGCGCCAAGUCCAUCGCCCAGUUUCAUGUCGAAUGGACCAAUCGGCACGCCUUCGAACAACAAUCCGCCAUCGGUUAGCAGCAGCCUGAUGCAUCCGCUGAGCAAUCGCGCCACGACACCGCCUUACAUUGCCGGCUCUCCAGUGCCGCCAGCUGUGGCUAGCAGCAGCAGCACACCGACAGCGUCUGGUGCAGCACAGUCAGGUGCUGGAGCAGCGGCGACGGCGGCGGCGGCAACAUCGGCUAGCAACAGCAACAGUAGUAGCAGCAGCAGCAGUACGACUAGCAGCAGCAGCAACAGCAGCAGCACGGCAGCGGCGGCAAUCACAACAAUGACCACAACGGCAGUGACAACGCCGCUCAGCUGUGCCUCAUCUUCGGUAGCAACACCCACAUCCACAUCGAUUGCAUCCAGUGGCAAUGGCAGCGGCGGCGGCAAUGGCAAUGGCAACGGCAACAGCAACUCAACGCCAUCCGCCAGCAGCACGUUGUUGUUGAUGGCACGCAGCAGUGGCAGCGGCAGCGGUAGCAACAACAGCAACAGCGAGAACAGCAGCAGCAGCAGCACGACAACAACAACUACGGCAACGACAGCAGCCACAGCAGCAGCAGCAGCACCUCCGCCCAGUCGCAUGAUGAUGAGCACCUCAAGCAGUUUGUCAUCACAGAUGGCGGCACUGGAGGCCGCAGCGCGUGACAAUGACAACGAUACGCCAUCGCCAUCGCCCGGUGCGGGCAAUGAUAAUACGAAUGGCAGCAAUGGCGGCGGUGGGAUGUCGUCGAAGGGUAAACUGGACUCGAUCAAGCAGGAGGAUGAGAUCAAGAAGGAGUUCAUGGACGACAGUUGUGGCGGCAACGGCGAUAGCUCGCAAAUGGAUUGCUCCACCGGUGGCAAGGGCAAGAAUGUGAAUAACGAUGGCACCAACAUGCUUAAGAUGGACAUCAAGUCCGAGGACGGCGAGGAUGGUGAUGUCAAGAUCAAGACCGAACCGAUGGAUGUCGAUGAAUCGGGCGCCGGACGUGGCGGCAGCGGUGUCGCCCAUGGGCCCGAUGGUGCUCCAAUUGUCGAUGGCAGUGGCAAGGAUGAUAUGAAUGGUGCCAUCUAUGUGAAUGCUGCGGGCAGUGCGACGGACAUCAAGAUCAAAUCGGAGACGAAGCCACUUGUGCCCGAGCCACUUGCGCCCAAUGCCGGUGACAAGAAGAAGAAAUGCCAAUUCAAUCCAGAGGAGUUGCGCUCAGCGCUGUUGCCAACGCUGGACAAACUGUAUCGCCAGGAGCCGGAGUCAGGGCCAUUUCGUUACCCAGUCGAUCCACAAGCGUUGGGCAUACCCGAUUACGUUGAUAUUGUGAAGAAGCCCAUGGAUCUGGGCACCAUACGAAACAACAUACUCACUGGCAAGUACAGUGAUCCCUGGGAAUACGUCGACGAUGUGUGGCUAAUGUUCGACAAUGCCUGGCUAUACAAUCGCAAAACAUCGCGAGUCUAUCGCUACUGCACCAAGCUAUCGGAGGUGUUUGAGGCUGAGAUCGAUCCCGUUAUGCAGGCGCUGGGAUACUGCUGUGGACGCAAGUACACAUUCAAUCCCCAAGUGUUGUGCUGCUACGGCAAACAACUGUGCACGAUUCCACGCGACGCCAAGUAUUACAGCUAUCAAAAUAGUCUAAAGGAAUACGGUGUUGCAUCAAAUAGAUACACGUUCUGCCAGAAGUGCUUUAAUGACAUACAGGGAGACACUGUGACCCUGGGCGAUGAUCCGCUGCAGUCUCAAACGCAAAUCAAGAAGGACCAAUUCAAGGAGAUGAAGAACGAUCAUCUGGAGCUGGAGCCAUUUGUCGAUUGCCAGGAGUGCGGACGCAAACAGCAUCAGAUCUGUGUGCUCUGGCUGGAUUCGAUUUGGCCCGGCGGAUUUGUGUGUGAUAAUUGCCUCAAGAAGAAGAACUCCAAGCGAAAGGAGAACAAAUUCAAUGCCAAGCGUUUGCCGACCACCAAACUAGGCGUCUACAUCGAGACGCGUGUCAACAAUUUCCUCAAGAAAAAGGAAGCCGGCGCCGGGGAAGUGCACAUUCGUGUCGUCUCAUCGUCGGACAAAUGCGUCGAGGUGAAGCCGGGCAUGCGACGUCGCUUCGUUGAGGGCGGCGAAAUGAUGCAAGAGUUUCCGUAUCGGGCUAAAGCUUUAUUCGCCUUCGAGGAGGUCGAUGGCGUCGAUGUCUGCUUCUUUGGCAUGCACGUGCAGGAAUACGGAUCGGAGUGUCCGGCGCCGAAUACGCGACGUGUCUACAUUGCCUAUCUCGAUUCGGUGCACUUCUUUCGACCCCGACAAUAUCGUACCGCUGUCUAUCAUGAGAUAUUGCUCGGCUACAUGGACUAUGUGAAGCAGCUGGGCUAUACGAUGGCCCACAUUUGGGCGUGUCCGCCGUCUGAGGGCGACGAUUACAUAUUUCACUGCCAUCCGACUGAUCAGAAAAUACCAAAGCCGAAGCGCUUACAGGAAUGGUACAAGAAGAUGCUCGACAAGGGCAUGAUUGAGCGUAUCAUUCAGGACUACAAGGACAUACUGAAGCAGGCCAUGGAGGAUAAGCUUGGCUCCGCAGCCGAAUUGCCUUAUUUCGAGGGCGAUUUUUGGCCCAAUGUGCUCGAGGAGAGCAUCAAAGAACUCGACCAAGAGGAGGAGGAGAAACGCAAACAAGCUGAAGCCGCCGAAGCAGCUGCUGCUGCCAAUCUCUUUUCCAUUGAGGAUAACGAGGUGAGUGGCGAUGGUAAGAAGAAGGGGCAGAAAAAGGCGAAGAAGUCAAACAAAUCGAAGGCAGCUCAGCGUAAGAAUAGCAAAAAAUCCAAUGAGCAUCAAUCGGGCAAUGAUUUGUCUGCCAAGAUCUAUGCAACGAUGGAGAAGCACAAGGAAGUGUUCUUUGUCAUACGCUUGCACUCGGCACAGUCGGCUGCAAGUCUUGCGCCUAUACAAGAUCCCGAUCCGCUGUUAACCUGUGAUCUGAUGGAUGGUCGUGAUGCGUUCCUCACACUGGCGCGCGACAAGCACUACGAGUUCUCAUCGCUGCGACGUGCCCAAUUCUCCACGCUGUCCAUGUUGUACGAGCUGCACAAUCAAGGCCAAGACAAGUUUGUGUACACGUGCAACAACUGCAAGACGGCUGUCGAAACGCGUUAUCACUGCACAGUCUGUGAUGAUUUCGAUUUGUGCACCGUGUGCAAGGAGAAGGUUGGCCAUCCGCACAAGAUGGAGAAACUUGGCUUCGAUCUGGAUGAUGGCUCAGCACCGGCCGAUCUCAAGCAAGCCAAUCCACAGGAGGCUAGAAAACAAUCCAUCCAGCGUUGCAUUCAAUCAUUGGUCCAUGCGUGCCAGUGUCGCGAUGCCAACUGCCGUCUGCCUUCGUGCCAGAAGAUGAAGCGCGUCGUCCAGCACACGAAGAACUGCAAGCGAAAGACAAAUGGCGGUUGCCCCAUCUGCAAGCAACUCAUCGCUCUCUGCUGCUAUCAUGCCAAGCAUUGCCAGGAGCAAAAGUGUCCAGUACCCUUCUGUCCGAAUAUCAAGCACAAGCUGAAGCAGCAGCAACUCCAACAAAAAUUACAACAGCAACAAUUGCUGCGCAGACGCGUGGCCCUCAUGUCCAGAACUGCUGCGCCAGCGGCACUGCCUGGGCCAGCUGUGAGCGGGCCCGUGGUAACAGCCGGUGGCGUCGGAGUCGGCGGCGUCGGGGUCGGAGUCGGAGUGCCAGUGGUUGGGAUGUCGGGAGCCGGUGGCCCGGUGGUUACCCAACAGGUGAUACCUGGCCAGGCGGCCAUAAUGCCAGCGAGUGCCGGCGAUAUGAGUCCAUCGACAGUACCGGUGCCGUCACCGGUCUCGGCUGCGGGUGGGAUGGGCGGCAUGGCAUCGCCGCAUCCACCGCAUCAGCCGGGCAUUGGGAUGAAGCCGGGCAGCGGUCACUCGCCGUCGCCGAAUGUGCUGCAGGUGGUCAAACAGGUGCAGGAGGAGGCGGCACGGCAGCAGGUGCCGCACAGCUUUGGCAAAGGCGUCCCAAUGGCGCCGCCAGUGAUGCAACGAUCGAUGGGCGUCGGUGUCGGUGUCGGAGUCGGCGGCGUCGGUGUCGGGCCCAACCAGGGCCCGAUGGGCGGCAUGGUCGGCAAUGUGGGCGUCAAUCAGCUGGCCGGCAAUGUCGGCGUGGGCGGACCAGGAGCUGGUGGCCCACUCUCCGGUGGGGCCAACUGCAACAAUGUGCUCAACGCCAACAAUCUGCUGCCCAUGGAGCAGUGGGGCGGCGGCGUUAAUGUUGGCGGUGCCGGACAGCAGCGGUAUGCGAACAAUGCGCCCAACCAGCAGCCGGGCGGCAUGCGACAGUCGAACCAACAACUGAUGCAACAGAACCUUCAGCAACAGCAGCAGCAACAACAACAACAACAGAUGAUGGGCAUGCCGCCCAAUCAGAUGGGUGUUGGCGUUGGCCUCGGUGUCGGCGUUGGCGUCGGCGGCGUUGGUGCCGGUCAAAUGCCUGUUCUGGGCGCUGGCGUUGGCAUGGGCGGCGGCGGCGGUGGCGGUGGUGCACCGCAUGGCAUCGGCAUGGGUGCGCCCAUGGGCGCGGCAGCUGGCGGCGGUGGCGGUGUUCGACCGCCGGGCGCUCAAGGUGGUCCGGUCGGUGCCGGUGGCUCGGGUGGCGGACCGAAUAUGGUGAAUGGACCGCCGCUGAACACACAGACGCUGGCCCAGAUCAUGCAGAAGAUCAAGAACAAUCCGACCAACGAGAGCAACCAGCACAUACUCAGCAUUCUCAAGCAGAAUCCACAGAUAAUGGCGGCCAUCAUUAAGCAGCGGCAGCAAAGUCAAAUCAAUGCUGCUGCAGGCGGAGCUGGCGGCGGAUCGAUUCAGUCCGGCAAUGGACCCCAGACGGCGCAACAGCAGCAGCAGCAACAACAGCAGCAACAACAACAACAGCAGCAACAACAACAGCAGCAGCAAGUUAUGCAACAGCAGCAAAUGCAGCACAUGAUGAACCAACAGCAGCAACAGGGUCCUGGUCCUGGAGGUCCCGUCGGUCCCGGACAGCAAAUGGGACCCGGCCAACAGCAACAGCAGCAGCAGGUGAACCUGAUGCAAGCGACACAACAGCAACAGCAGGGGCCACCGCAUCAACGCAUGGCGAACAUGCAGAAUGCAGCGAUGAUGAUUCCAAAUCUGCCGCCCGGUGUAACAACGCAAGGCAACAUGGGUGCUAACCAAAACUGGAACAAGAUGCGCUACAUGCCAUUGAAUCAAUACCCACCACCAUAUCCUCAACGCCAACGCGGUCCACACAUCGGUGGCGCUGGCCAACAACAAUUUCCGGGCGGCGGGGCAGCUGGCAACUUUAAUCCGGGCAAUGCCGGACCUGUUGCUGGUGUCCCAGUGUCUGGGGCCAAUGUUGGUGGCAGCGGGGGUGGCGGCGUUGCGGGUCCCGGCUCUGAGCAAUACUCGUUAGCGAAUGCGACGGUGCCGAAUAUGCUGCAGCAGCAGCAACAGGGCGGCGGCGGCGGGGGCGUCAAGCAGGGAUCCCAGCAACAGAUGGGCGUGAUGCAGCCGGGCAUGCAACAGCAACAACAACAACAGCAGCCACUGCAACAGCAGCAGCAACAAAUCAUGCAGGUUGUGGCAGGCGGCGGUGGCGGCAUGCCGAAUACGACACCAGGAGGCGGCGGUGGCAUUGGCGGUGGCAACACCGCAUCGGUGAUGGGUCCACCGACGCCGCAUACGCUGCAACAGCAAUUGAUGCAAUCGCAGCAGGCGCGCUCAUCGCCACCGAUCCGAUCACCGCAACCGACGCCAUCGCCACGAUCGGCGCCAUCGCCUCGCGGUCCCUCGGCAUCGCCACGUGCCCAGCCGUCGCCUCACCAUGUGAUGAGCAGCCAAUCGCCGGCGCCGCAAGCGCCACACGAUCCGAUGCACGGUCAUGGGAUGCACCAUCAGUCACCGCUGCCGGGUGUGCCCCAGGAUGUGGGCGUUGGCGGUGUCGGUGUGGGAGUCGGUGUCGGAGUUGGAGUUGGCGUCGGUGUUGGCGUUAAUGCUGUUGGCAAUGUUGUCGGCAAUGCUGGCGGCGUCCUGCCCGAUGCCUCAGAUCAGCUGACCAAGUUUGUGGAGCGGCUUUAGUGCAACAACAACAUUGCCGGCGCCGGCAAUGACAACAACAACAAACAAAGCAGCAGCAGCAGUAGCAACGUUCACUUUCGUUGCAAUGGCCAGCCAACAACGGAGCAACAACAACAGCAACAUCAACAGCAGCAACCAUCGUCGUCGUCAUCAUCAUCAGCGUCAGCGUCGAAAUCGCCGCAUUACUUUUGAUUCACGGCGCAUUUUCGCAUUGAAUGUUGCUUCUUCGAUUUAGACAGAGAACGAAGUCAACAAGAAUAUUGUGUGUUACAACUUUAUAAAUAAUUUUCUUAUGUAUAGAAUUAUGCUUAGGUUCGGCUAUCAACUAACUAUUAUACUACUACACAUACAUACAUACAUACUAUAUCGCUUUAGUUCAUUUCAAUUUCAACUUUUGUGUAGUUUAUUUUAUUGU